AUGGCCUCCCCCUCGACCUCCCCCAUCACCCCGGACCUCAUCGAGGAGCUCAAGGCCCUCUUCCCAGCCAAAGACCAGGUCGUGACCCCGGACAGCCCCGGAUACGGCAAAGCGCUCCAGCGCUGGUCAGACCUUGCCUCGAAGCGCGCUGGCGCAAUCGUCUACGCCGAAACCGUCCAGGACGUCCAGCGCGCCAUCCUCUUCACCACAAAGCACACCCUCGACCUGGCCGUCAAGGCAGGCGGGCACACCCCAGACGGCGGGAACAGCACCGCCGGCCUAGUCCUGGACCUGACGCGCCUCAACACCGUGACGCUCGACCAGGGCUCCAAAACCCUAACUGCGGGCGGCGGCGCGCUGUGGAGGGACGUGCACGCCGCAACAGCGGGCACGCCCUUCGCGGUCGUGAGCAGCAGCGUCGGGACCACGGGCGUCGGCGGCGUCACGCUGCAAGGCGGAUUCGGCUACCUGAUUGGGAGCCACGGGCUUGUCAUCGACAAUUUGGUGAGUGUGCAGAUUGUCACGAGUGACGGGGUGGUGCGGAGCGCAAGCGAGGCCGAGAACGCAGAGCUGUUCUGGGCUGUGCGCGGGGCGGGGACGAACUUUGGCGUUGUGACGCAGUUUGUGUUUGUGGCGCACGAGCAGCGCAAGGACGUCGUUGCCGGCUCGCUUUUGUUCACGGCGGAUAAGCUCGAGGCCAUUCUUGAGGCGUUGGGCGGGGCGUUGUGGUGGGAUGACGGGCAGCUGGCGGCGCAGUGCGUGUGUCAUUUCCCCGAGGGGAGCGAGCAGGUCAUGCUGAGCGUGACGCUGUUCUGCAACGGGUCGGAGGAGGUGUGUCGGGAGCGGCUUGCGGGUGUGUUUGCGCUGGAGAGCGAGAGGAGCGAUGUGCGUGUGAUGGCGUACGAGGAGGCCAACGCGACGCUCGACUCGUUCAGCACGCCUGGCCGGCGCAAGAGACUGCUGGGGUUCGAGUUUGUGUCGCCGCUCAGGCCGCAGUUUGUGCAGGACUUGCUGGACGAGUUGCAGGCCAAGGUGGACGCGGAGCCGGAUCUGCGCCGGACGUACAUCGACAUUGAGUUCUGGGAUCUGCGCAAGGUGGCCAGGGUGCCGACAGAUGCAACCGCGUUUCCGAACCGCGUGAAUGUGCAGAAGGGGAGUAUCUCGUUGGACUAUGAGGAUGCGAGCAAGGACGAGGAGUAUCUUGAGUGGGCGACGAUGCUGCAGAGCAAGUUCCAGGAGGAGUUUCGACGGGCGGGCUUUGAGCCCAACAGGCUUGUCUCGAACUUUAUCUACUACCUGAAGCCGGCCGAUGCAGCGGAUAUGUUUGGAGGCAAUGGUGAGAGGCUGGCCCAGCUCAAGCGAAAGUAUGACCCGCAGGGAAUCUUCAACAAGCUGAACCCGAUUAGGAUAUAG
Aspergillus mulundensis is the source of this 1413-nucleotide messenger RNA. RefSeq names its product FAD-binding oxidoreductase. The record is from RefSeq and is a predicted model, not a curated record. Gene Ontology annotation, molecular function: FAD binding; oxidoreductase activity. The transcript has 3 exons. Bases 1 to 1413 code for a protein of 470 amino acids. NCBI's taxonomy places the organism in Eukaryota, Fungi, Ascomycota, Eurotiomycetes, Eurotiales, Aspergillaceae.